This is a messenger RNA of Micromonas pusilla CCMP1545, 183 nucleotides long. RefSeq lists its product as uncharacterized. Lineage: Eukaryota; Viridiplantae; Chlorophyta; Mamiellophyceae; Mamiellales; Mamiellaceae. Bases 1 to 183 code for a protein of 60 amino acids. The record is from RefSeq and is a predicted model, not a curated record. The transcript has a single exon.
AUGAGGGAGGGGACGGCGACCAUCUCGGAUCCGAUGCUCAUCGCGGACUACGAGCUGCAGCUGGACGUCAUCGCGUCGUGUAAGAAGCGCGUGAUCGACGCGCAGAAGCGGAUCAAGGCGCUGAAGGAGACGGCGGAGACGCCGCGCCGGCGGCCGGGGUCGACGGCGAAGGCGACGGCGUGA